Molecule: messenger RNA, 928 nt
Organism: Olea europaea var. sylvestris
Lineage: Eukaryota; Viridiplantae; Streptophyta; Magnoliopsida; Lamiales; Oleaceae
Product: probable serine/threonine-protein kinase PBL10
Exons: 4
Coding region: 410-928 (172 amino acids)
Biological process (GO): protein phosphorylation
Molecular function (GO): protein kinase activity; ATP binding
Source: RefSeq, a predicted model, not a curated record
CACCUUCCCCAUAUCUCGCCAGUAUGAUUUAUUCAUAUGAAUUUAAACAAGUUGCAGAAAUAUUAGAAUGACUAUUAAGAGGAACAAACAAGACAAGAAAAAGUCAACCCUUUUUCACCUUUUUUUAAAUCUCGAGGUUUUGAAAUAUUGCUUCUCGUGAAGCCAACAAGGGACACCAAAAAUCAACGCAUUAUUAUAAAUAUUAUACGUAUAUAUAGAUAUUUAUAUUUAUCUUUUUUUACGUGUUCACAUUUUUGGGUUUCAACAAGUUUGGCAGUAGUUGAAUUUUGGACGCUUGUGUACUAAUGGUCAUCAAAAGAGUUUGGGGGUUGAGCAAUUGAAUUCUCAGUCUGCUUCCAUUGUUGAAGAUAAUAGAAGGGUUUGCUACCAUUUGGUUUGGAUUCAAUAAAUGGGUUCUUGUUGCAGUUUUAGAAUAAGGGCAGACAGCCCUCGUGAUAAUGGAUCAAAUUCAAGAUAUGUCGGCAUUGAUGUGAAAGACACAAGCAGCAGUUCAUCGAUUGCGAUUCCAUUGACCCCUCGAGGUGAGGGGGAAAUUUUGGAUUCAUCGAAUUUGAAAAGUUUUGGGUUUAUUGAUCUGAGAGCAGCCACCCGGAACUUCCGUCCAGAUAGUGUAUUGGGGGAAGGUGGUUUUGGGUGCGUUUUUAAGGGAUGGAUUGAUGAACAUACGUUUAAAGCUGCGAAACCUGGGACUGGAAUGGUUAUUGCUGUCAAAAGAUUGAACCAAGAAGGUCUUCAAGGUCACAAGGAGUGGCUGACAGAAAUCAAUUAUCUGGGGCAGUUAUACCAUCCUAAUCUAGUAAAGUUGAUUGGUUAUUGCUUAGAGGAUGAACACAGGCUUCUUGUUUACGAGUUCAUGCCUCGUGGCAGCUUGGAGAAUCAUCUAUUCAGGAGGGAACUUCGAUGGUAA